CAACAAUUGGUAUCAGAGCAAGGGCUCCAAUUUGAAGGUUUAACCACCUAGGAGUUGAUCGGGAAUGGCUCAAUUUCUAUCUUCUCAACCACUUGAAGUGGUGAGAAAGGUUCUUAGAAGCUUGCUUAAGAGUUGGGAUGCCAAGAAGACGACAAUUGAAGAAUCUAAGGAUCUCAACACUCUCAAGCUUGAAGAUCUCAUUGGUAAAUUGAUGACAUAUGAGAUAGAAGUGCAAGGUGAUGGUGGAGUUGAAGUAGUUGAGAAGAAGAAGAAUAAUAUUGCUUUCAAGGCUAGCAACCAAAAGAAAGAGACUGAAGAUGAUGCUAGUAAUUAUGAGUCUAGCAAUGAGGAGGACAUCACCAAAUUGAUUUCAAAGGAAGUGAAGAGAUUCAUGAAGAAGAACAUCAAGAGCAAGCUUGCAAGAAGAGAUGAAGGAGAAUCCACCAAAAAGAGUGUGAAAUGCUAUGAGUGCAACAAGAUGGGGCACUAUAGAAAUGAAUGCCCCAAAUUGAAGAAAGGUGAGAAGAAAGACAAGAAGAAGAAGAAAGCAUUUGCCGCCACUUGGAGCGAUGAUGAAACUAGCUCAACGGAAAGUGAAAGCUCCUUGGAGAAAGGUGUUGCAAAUCUUUGCUUCAUGGCUUAAGAGGAUGACAACAAUGAUGAGGAGGUUCAGCUUCAAUGCAAAAUGAAGCUGGAGUCCAUGCGGUUCAAGUUAUGUAAGGCUUCACUGGAAAAAGAAAUUCUUUAGGGGGCAUUGGAUUUGAUUAUUCUAAAAAGCAAAAGACUUUUAAGACUACUUUUGUAAGAGCAAGUCAAUCAUAUCAUCCUAAUGUUACUUGCUAUUGUUGUGGUGCAAAUGGACACUUUGCCUAUGUAUGUCCUUUGAAGAGAUUGAUAGCUCAAGGUAAAGUGAAGCAAAUUUGGGUUCCAAAAGGAACUUUAAGCACUAACUCUCAUGGACCCAAGCAAAUUUGGGUACCAAAAAUCAAAACUUAAUUUUCUU
Rubroshorea leprosula is the source of this 1003-nucleotide messenger RNA. The record is from the annotation of a GenBank genome assembly. NCBI's taxonomy places the organism in Eukaryota, Viridiplantae, Streptophyta, Magnoliopsida, Malvales, Dipterocarpaceae.